Messenger RNA from Penicillium maclennaniae, 561 nucleotides. Its product is annotated as DUF967 domain protein. Gene Ontology annotation, cellular component: TRC complex. The record is from RefSeq and is a predicted model, not a curated record. Gene Ontology annotation, biological process: post-translational protein targeting to endoplasmic reticulum membrane. The coding region runs from base 1 to 561 and encodes 186 amino acids. The transcript is spliced from 3 exons. Lineage: Eukaryota; Fungi; Ascomycota; Eurotiomycetes; Eurotiales; Aspergillaceae.
AUGACUCUCUCUACACCCAGCAUGGAUCCCGCCGUCCUCAUCGCCGAAGAAAGCAGCCCCGCCCAGACCUUCACCACCUUCACAGCCUCGACCGCCUGGACACUCGGCACAGCGCUGCGCACCCGCAUCCUCUCCCUCCCUGACUUCCAACGCAGACCUGCCUUGAUCUCAAUCGCCCUCGCCACGGCGCCCAGUGGCGGCGGUAGCCUGCACACGCUUUUCCAGUGCGUUACGGAGAGCGGCACGAUCCCCGAUAACGAGAACUGGGUCCGGCGUAAGCGGAACACGGUUCUGCGAUGGGGCUUGUCUAGCUGGGCGAUGCGGCAGAAGGUGAUCUCGGGAGUCAAGACCUCGGCGGCUGAUGUGGUUGAGGCGGCAUUUGUGAAAAAGUAUGCGCUGGCUAGUGGGAAUGGGGGCGCGGUGGCGGAUGAGUAUGCUAUUCAUGGUGGGGGGGGAGUGGAAGGUGUGGUUGCCGUGGUGGUUGUCAGUGGACUGAAGCAGGAGGAUGAUCAUCAGGUUGUUGCCGAAACGAUUCGAGAGGUUAUUGCACAGGGGAACUAA